AACGCCCUGUGGCAAUGGAGCCUGCCUCUCAGGUUGGUGUCAUCUAUACACACGAUGAACGACACCCUCAGAUGUCUCGCAGUCAAAGUCAGCACCAACGUUCCCAUUUAGCCCACGUAAGUCGCUCCAGUACCGUGAGCUCCAUGUCCCGUGGCAGUGCUGCUUCGGAUCAGAGACUUCUUACUGGAUUAACGCCUUCCCAUUCUGGUCUAGCGGCUGUAGUGAGGUCCCAGCCCAAAGGUGACAUGAAACCCGAGUCGCUGGGCAAAGGACUGGCUGACGGUGAGGACUUGGGCCUUCAUCUCUUCAUCUGUGAACGUUGUGGCCACUGCAAGUGCCAGGAGUGCUGUGCCCCACGUAAUUUGCCCUCCUGUUGGACCUGUGGCCAGCGCUGCUUGUGUUCUGCAGAAAACGUCUUGGAGUACGGCACCUGCCUGUGCUGUGUGAAGGGUCUGUUCUACCACUGCUCGGCAGAUAAGGAGGACAACUGUGCCGACCGACCGUGCUCCUGCGCCCCAGCUCACGCCUGCUCCCGCUGGAGUGCUAUGGCCUUCCUGGCACUCUGCCUGCCUUGCCUGUGCUGCUACCCUCCUGCCAAGCUGUGCCUCACUCUGUGCCAGCGUGGCUAUGAUCGCGCCACCCGUCCCGGCUGUCGAUGCAGCAACACCAACGCUGUGUGCCGCAAGAUCUCUGCCACCAACUCCGUGCCCUUUCGUAAAACCCUGGAAAAGCCUGUAUGACAUCAUGAAUGAGCCUCUUGCAAUCCUCCCUCGAGGAGACACCUCUGAUGCUGAAGCAGCCGGGGAAUUCUGCUAAAUGAACUGACCUACUCUAAACCAAUCAGGUCUCCCUGCAUCAUGUCCAUCAUCAUGUAUCCUACUUCCCUCUUUUUUUAGUAAAUCCGUGUCUAUUUAUUUAUUUAUUAGACUUCCAGGAUAGAGUUGGGUAAUGUGAACCGUAUGUAACAUACGGGGAGUACGCUAUCAGAAUUAAUGCAGAGGCUGUACUGGGUUAAAGGAUCGUCUAGACAUGGGAAGCUGUCAACAGAAGUCAGCGCUGAGUCUGUCUUCUUCAGCCUUACUGAAUGAAAAAACUGUAAGCAAGAUGGCUUACUCUAGACUCUACACGGAUACAGGGCGCUGGUUAGGGAGAAGAGCCCAACAACAACAACAACAACAAAAAUCAGACUAUGUAAGUCAAUUCUGUUUGACACCAAAAACGGGACCAUACAAAAAUCAGAAUAUUAAGCUCACCUAAGAGGGAUGUGUUUCAAGAACGGCGGUAAAGAGAGACAUUGUGCGCAUGAGUGUGUGGUAAGGAAGAAGAAGGACAAAUGUGUGUGUGUGUGUGUAUGUGUGUGCAUGUGUGUGUGUGUGUG
Molecule: messenger RNA, 1378 nt
Organism: Sinocyclocheilus anshuiensis
Lineage: Eukaryota; Metazoa; Chordata; Actinopteri; Cypriniformes; Cyprinidae
Product: protein sprouty homolog 3-like
Exons: 2
Coding region: 15-740 (241 amino acids)
Biological process (GO): negative regulation of Ras protein signal transduction; multicellular organism development; negative regulation of MAP kinase activity
Cellular component (GO): cytosol; membrane
Source: RefSeq, a predicted model, not a curated record